Molecule: messenger RNA, 1905 nt
Organism: Planococcus citri (citrus mealybug)
Lineage: Eukaryota; Metazoa; Arthropoda; Insecta; Hemiptera; Pseudococcidae
Exons: 5
Coding region: 183-1034 (283 amino acids)
Source: RefSeq, a predicted model, not a curated record
CUAGUUUGUUAGCUGCAUACUGCACUGCAUCAGUCGACAAUAAUCGUUCGUAUAGUGUUUACCAUUCAAUGUGUUACAAGGGGGGAAAAUUCAGUGUAUUUUAAUCUACAGUGUUAAUUGAUAUCUAUUACGUGUAUUAUUUUACUUUCUAGAAUUUUUAUUUUGUUUUCUCAAGAAGCAUCAUGGAUCGUAGCAAAAAUUACACCUUGAUCAUCAAUUUAAUUUUUUUUUUGGUUUGGAGUUGUGGUCUAGCAUAUUGCAUUUACAGAUAUUGGAAACUGAAAGCUAGGAGAGAGCUCAAAGAACGAGUUUGGAAAUUGCACAAAGAAUUACAGGAACUGGAAGCAGUUGACCCAUUCUCAGUACAAAAGGCCAUUGAAAACCAGUUUGAAAAAUAUGCGCGGCAUAGUUUACAAAUGGAAUGCCAACCCACAAAUGAUGUUAACAUGAAUCAACUAAAAACAGCGUCACGACUCGCCGAAAAUAAAUUGAGAAUCGGAAGUAUCGACGAGGAAAAUGAAAAUUUGAUCUGCCAAAUAUACGGAGAAAUGAUGAAGAACACAAAUUUUACCGGUAGAUAUCGGGUUGAUAAUGUGAAAAUAUCUCGAUUGGAUGGCUCUCUUUGCAUUAACAGACCACGCCAUGAAGAUGUGGCAAAGCUUAUAAAUGACUGUGUGGAGCAGUUAAAUUCGGAGGAAAACAAAUGCCCAAAUGGCCCUAUGCAAAUUUUAGAAACUGCCAUUGAAACUAAAAUGCAGUUUAUGUUCAUCCACCCAUUUCCAGAUGCGAAUGGAAUGCUUAGUAGUACAAUUUUCAACGGGAUAUUGCGAAAUGCAGGUUUCCCUUGGAUACCUAUACCUUGUGAGAGCAAACUAAAAUAUCUCCAAGCAACAGAGGAAUAUUAUGAUCAAAAUGAGUACUGUUCAAUCUACUAUUUAAUGAUGGAAUUGGUUGAAGAAUCUUUGCAGGAAGUCAUCAAAAAUAGCAAGCUCAAGAGAAGAUCAGAGAAGAAACUUUCUUGGUUGUUAGUCUAGUGGAGUUGGCUAAAAAAAAAAUGCCUCCGCUCACACUGAAUGUAAAAAGCGAUCUGAUGACUGAUUUUUAAUCUAGAGGGUAUUAGCCCCCUCCUCCUUCCGAGAGGGCCACCCUUUCUUGAAAAUGCGCUCAUCCCUCCUUCUAUUGGUCACAUAGAAAAAUUUUUCCAGUAAAAGUUAUUUCUUGAAGGGUUCUCUACAUUAUUGGUUAUUACAAAAAUUUCAUUUAGAGCAACCUUUGCCCCACAAAUUUGAAAAAUCCACUUAGCAAAAUACUUAAAAGAAAAGCACAUUAUUUGCAUUUUUACUGCGGAAAUUAUUAAACGUUGCGCAAAAGUGGUGAUUACUUCAAGUAUUCAGAAUGAAAUUUUCUAUCCAGAGAUGUCUUCACCACUCCUCCCCUCUCAAAUUUCAAAGUGAUGUUCUUAUUUGUAAGGAUUGAAUUUUUUGGAAAGGGUGGAACUUGAAGGGGGAGGAGAGGAGUGAUGAAGAUAUCUCUGGAUCUGAAAUUUCAUUCUGAAUACUGAAAGUAAUAAUCACUUUGGCGCUAUCUUCAAUUAUUUCUGCAGUAAAUGCAAAUUAUUUUUUUUAAAUAGGUACAUGCAUUUUUAGGAAGGAGCUAGUCAUCAGAUCGCUUUUUACAAUCUGAGCUUUACAAAUGAGGUACCUAAUUUGACUAAACUACAUUAUAUGUACCUACAUAGAAGAUGAUACAUAGUGAAUCUAAUAAAUUAGCUGUCCUUUUAUUUUAAUUUUGAUGUCCAAGAUAUUCGGAAAUUAAAUUUUAUUAAUAUAGGUAGGUAGGUACCUACAAUAUUUACCUUUAUUUUUUUAUAGUAAAAUUACUCAACACUGUAUGGAGUAUACAUAA